This is a messenger RNA of Microtus oregoni (creeping vole), 826 nucleotides long. It is a transcript of the gene Washc3, whose product is annotated as WASH complex subunit 3. The coding region runs from base 88 to 672 and encodes 194 amino acids. The record is from RefSeq and is a predicted model, not a curated record. The transcript is spliced from 7 exons. NCBI's taxonomy places the organism in Eukaryota, Metazoa, Chordata, Mammalia, Rodentia, Cricetidae. Gene Ontology annotation, biological process: exocytosis; actin filament polymerization. Gene Ontology annotation, cellular component: WASH complex.
GGCAGGAACUUGGGAAGGGAGUCGGGGCUCUCUACCGGGUUGGGAGGGGCUUGUUCCUGAGACCCGGAGUCCCCGUCCGCUGAGGAGAUGGAUGAGGAUGGGCUUCCUCUCAUGGGCUCAGGCAUAGACCUGACCAAGGUGCCAGCUAUUCAGCAGAAAAGAACCGUGGCCUUUCUCAACCAGUUUGUGGUACACACGGUGCAGUUUCUCAACCGGUUUUCCACAGUCUGUGAGGAGAAACUGGCAGACCUUUCUCUUCGAAUUCAACAAAUCGAAACAACUCUCAACAUUUUAGAUGCAAAGCUGUCUUCUAUCCCAGGCCUCGAGGACGUCACGAUUGAGGUGUCUCCUGCAAGUGUCACUGCCGUCCCAAGCGGGUCACAUUCUGAGAGCCCUUCAGAGCAGCCGCAGCAGGACAGCACACAAGACUCCAGACCACAGGAAAGUGAAGUUCCAUCAGAAAGUGUCGUAACUGUAGCCAGGGAUCCACGAUAUGCCAGAUACCUCAAGAUGGUUCAAGUGGGGGUUCCAGUGAUGGCAAUCAGAAACAAAAUGAUAUCCGAAGGGCUGGAUCCAGACCUGCUGGAGAAGCCAGAUGCUCCGGUGCCCAAUGGUGCAACUGAAAAAGCCAUAGAAGAAAGUUCAGACAGUGACUCUUCUUUCAGCGACUGAGUUGAACUGUGGAUGAGGAUCACAAAAAUGUGUGAAUGUUUAUAGUCUGUGGAAGAGUCUGAACGUUGCGCUUAGUGACUGUGUCAUCCAGUGGCCACGCACCUACCCCAGCCUUCUUCUGUUAAAAAAAUAAAGCAUUUAUAAGCUUCCAGUA